Messenger RNA from Acanthopagrus latus (yellowfin seabream), 5080 nucleotides. RefSeq names its product carcinoembryonic antigen-related cell adhesion molecule 5-like. The record is from RefSeq and is a predicted model, not a curated record. NCBI's taxonomy places the organism in Eukaryota, Metazoa, Chordata, Actinopteri, Spariformes, Sparidae. The transcript is spliced from 10 exons. The coding region runs from base 1153 to 2907 and encodes 584 amino acids.
AAUUAAUAUUUAUUUCAUAAAUGCUUUACCAAUUCUGCUAGCAUUUCUAACCGUAGCCACCACAAUCACGUGCGCACCAGAGCCAAUCACUGCAGAGCCCACCGUAAGAAACAAGCGGAUUUAUACCUGUAGCGGCGCGUGCUGCACCCGGAUUUUGCCAGUGGUUCGGUUGCGUUCUGUUCUGUGCGUCUAAACUGACUGCUGUGGAUUAGACUAAACGAGUCCGGAGUCUCUUCGGGUCUGAGGAGAUCACACGGCCAAAGUCCCGAGUCGAUGGACUGGACGCACCAGCACCUCCAGAACCGGACUUAGGGUAAAUAAUGUCCGCCACGCUUUUUCGCAAACAUUGCCGUCAUGUUUGCUUUGUGUCUGAUGCAGGAAGAAAUGGCAAAAACGGGCUUUUGUCACGAAAGUGUCCAAACAGCAAGUUUGGUUGCUGAGGAACGGGAAGUUGUGGGAAGGGCCAGAGGAGGAUGAAUGACAGGCAACGAUGGUUGGUGUAGAGAUAGCGAUAGAGACAGCGAUAUUGAGAGUUGAGAGAUUUGUGAUAUUUAGCGGAGUGUAUAGUUAGUGUGUUAUGUGGUGUGUUUAGUGUGUAGUGGAGUCGGUUUUUUGUUUAAAGCUAGGGUCUACAAUCCCGGAGAGCUAGCAAGCGAGCUAGCAAGAUUUGAAAGUGGCACCUCCUCUAAGUCCCCCCCCCAUCCCAUCAGUGCACCGUCCAAAGCCACGUCCCCACAAACCUGAACGCGCAUCUGGCAGUGGGACUCAGCAGAGAGAAGGAGAUGCCGAAACAUGACACAGCAAUUCAGCUGAAUUUAGCACAGAGCAGACAGGAAGUAAAGCACUGAAAUAACAAAUGACAUCCGGUUACUUUUCAAAAUAAAACACCCCGUGUUGACACCAGCACAUGUCGUGAGGCCAGCUGUCUACCGUACUGUGCCGUGGCGGACUCAAACCGCAACCGGUGGGGACUGCCGAAAGGCGGAGCAAAACCGGAUCGGUUCAGGCCCUUCACAUGCCCAGUUGUCUCCACGCUCAAACGCAGCACCAAUGAUGUUCCUCGCCUUUCUAGCGGGGUGAGCUGUUACAAGUUUAACCAAAGGAGUUGAUGUGUUGCCAGACCGUCUUUUGAAUGCAACUGUGGGAGGGACAAUGGUGUUCACCACAACACUGACUCCACCAGAGAACCCCUUUACAUUUGUGGAAUGGAAAUUUGGUGACCAAAGUAUAAUCAGUACAAAUACUAAUGCAACUGCAGAUUAUGAAGGCAGAGUCACCCUCUUCACUUCUACUGGAUCUCUGGAGCUCAGGAAUCUGGUUCUGAGUGACAGUGGAGAAUACAGAGUUAUCAUUAUACCACAGGGAGGAUCAGCACUGGAAGGAAACACCAGACUGGAAGUUUAUGAGCCACUUUCCAAUGUAAUGGUAACUCCCAGCAGCACAGACUUGGUGGAGUUCAACAACUCUGUCAGCCUAAACUGCUCCUACUCUGGAAUCUCUCUCUCUUUCCUCUGGCUGAACAGCAGCUCUGAAGUUACACAAAGUGACAGAGUUCAGGUCAUUGAUGGAGGCGCCACUCUCACUAUAGUCAAUGUGACCCGCUAUGACCAGGGACCGUUUGAGUGUCAUGUGUCCAAUCCAGUGAGCAAUGAUGCCAGUGAACCAGUAACCCUCUCUAUCAGCUAUGGCCCAGAAAAUGUAAACUUGAAUGUAAAUGUGUCAAGCGAAUACUACCUGGAAGGUUCAAACAUCGGCCUGUCCUGCUCAGCUGUCUCCAGACCUGCUGCCCAGUUUUACUGGCUUCUGAAUGGAGACAACCUGAAUGAUAUUGGACCAGAGCUCAAACUGGUGAACGUUCAGAUGAGUCAGAGUGGAAACUACAGCUGUCAGGCCUUUAACAACAAAACUCUGAGAUAUGAAACAUCUCAGUCUUCAGCUGUAACUGUGCUAGAGAGAAUAUCAGGCGUUGCUGUCACAUCAUCAACAAACCUGUCGAUUGAGGGGAACUCUGUCAACUUAACCUGUGACGCUGCUGCUGGCUCCAACUUUACCAGACUGUGGAGGAAGGAUGACUCAGAUCUGGUCCUGACUGACAACAUGGCACUUUAUGAGGAGAACAGAGUUCUGUCCUUUAAAAGUCUAAAUAAAACAGACAGUGGAAAAUAUUUUUGUGAAAUCAGCAACCCUGUCAGCAACGAUAGAGCUCAGUACAUCAUGACUGUUAACUAUGGACCAGAAAAUGUUCAAAUCAAAGGCCCAGUUAAGAUCGAUUUUGGCAAAACCUUAACAUUAACCUGCUCUGCUGAGUCUGAACCAUCUGCUAGUUACACCUGGACACUGAAUGGGACAGAGAUACACAGUUCUUCUGUGUUCACUAAAGUCAUCACUGGUCUUUCUGACAGUGGCAACUACACCUGUCAAGCCAUGAAUCAUAUAACUGAGAGAACCUCAUCAGCAGGGCUUCAAGUGACUGUAACAGCAAACCCAGCCAGCCCAUCAGUCUGCUCAGCUGGUUGCAUCGCUGGAAUUGUAAUUGCGUGUUUGGUCGUCGUUGGAGCAGCUGUUGGGGGUAUAGUGUACUACAUAUAUGAAAGAAAAAAAUGGCCAAAAACAUCGUCUAACAGCAACACAGUGACAACCAGGGGUGAUGGCCAGAACAACACAGGAUACUCAGGAAGUCAGGAGCUGAACUACGCAGAUGUCUCGAUCUUUCAGAAUAGAAAUGGCGGGAGAGUCCAGCUGGGGUCACAGAAUGAGACAUCAGACUACGCUGAGGUGAAAAUAACCAGUUCUGCUGCAGGAUCAACGCCUCCUACGUACGAUGACCACAUGCAGCGUGUGAAGAGGCCAGCUCCUCAGCCUGGUGGCUAUAGUGUGAAUGUUUACGCUCAGGUUAAGAAGGACUGACUGCAUCAGAUAUGGUGGAUCAUGUGGUCGGUGUAGACUGGAGGCCAGAAUCAGUAGACAUGACAUGGAUGCAGGAACCUUCCCUUCCCCCUCAGUUCCAGAUGAAUUUUGACCUGAGUUUACAUAGUCAAAGCACUUUAGCAGAGGUUAAUAAUUAACUAGUUUAAGAAAUUAUUGCUAUGAAUGAGGUCAGUAGGCAUGAUGUUUCUCAGUUAGUUUGCAUAAUGUGACAUAUUGUAGCUUCCCUAUGCCUUUUUUGUGUGUCUGCAGUCAAUGGAAAGUGUGUUUAUCUGAGCAGAAAUGUUUUCCGUGUGUGAUUCUGAUUCCAGUUAGCAGCUUGUAAGUUAUGGAUUGUGCCUUAUAUUUAUUUUACAUCUUAAUGGAUACAACAAAUAUGCAGUGUGUUUCAGGACGUGCAUAUUCCUGACAUCGACAGAGCUUGUUAAAUUUGAUUUGGUAAUGAAAUUAUAUGACCUUGCAAUCUGUCAGUCCAAAGGAUUGGUGGAGAGAUUAAUAGAGACACACCUGCAAAGGGGGGUCCGCAGACACAACAAUUCAAAAUGCCAUAGAAUACAAAUAAAAGCAAAAACAAGAGAAUUCUCUCCAGAUUUGCUUGAAACAGAAGAAACCAUAGCUGAGAGCUGAAGCUAAAGCCACCUCCAGGUGGUGUGUAAAAACUAUUUGAUGGAUAUCUUCACGUGCAAUAAAAGCCUUAAGUCUUAAAGUCCGUGCAACAGGCAUGCGGAAACUGUGACAUUAUAUCUAAUAUCUUUUCCUGCAAGUGAUAAUCAGAGUAAUCAGGACAAGUUUACAGUAAAUGACAGUAAAAGUUGCCAUGUGACAGCAAGACACAGAUGCUCUCUCUCUCUCUGUUGGUCUGGAGCCUAACAGGAAGUCAGUCAAAUAAGAGAAACAGUCAGGGUGUAAAAGAGAAGCACAUUUGCAUUGCUACAAACACACUGUCUAUGUGACAUGCCACAGCAGUGCACCUGCAAAUCUACUAUCAAAACUGUUGUCAAAUACACUUUGUGUGUUAUCCUCAGGCAUUAAAUGCAGUAUAGUUGCAUUAAUAAGACAAAACCUCUGAUUUUCUGAACCUCAACACACAGAGUUAACAUGUUAACGACCAAACAAAAACAAGAAAAUCUUGCCAAAGUCAUCAUCUGUAUUUACUACUGAAUUGUGAUUGCACUGAAUCUCAGAGAGAAUGUAUUCGGAAAAUGUCAGAAUAACAAUAAGUGUUAAAUGACCUUCUACUGUUCUAGUUCUUAGGCAGCUAAAUGUGCGACUAUUGUGACUGUAACUGUCAGCAGGAAGUGCGCUGUUUAGUCUUAAAUUACCUUCACUGUAAAUAGCUUCUGCCCAAAAACCACUGCACCAAAACAGGAAGGCUGUGGGCAAACUCCUUUCAUAUGUCAUUUGAUGCAUUGCUAUAGAGUAUCGAUUAUAUUUGCUGUACUCAGAUGUAAAAUUAUUCAUUUGAAUCAGACAGCAGAGUUCUGUUUUACUUUUUUCUUUUUUUUUAAUCUUUUAGAAACAGGCAUGAGUUAACAAGAAUGAAGUUUCUCAACUCGAGUUAAUGUGUUAACUCGAGUGUUGCUUCCCCCAUUAGUUACUCACUGGUGAAGGUCAGUCUGUGAGUUAUUCACACAGAUAUAUUCACCUGCACCGACAGAACUGAAACAGUCCACACCCUAAAGACCACCUUAAAAUGCCUUAAUGUUUCAUCCAAGGUGAAAAUUCAAGUGUGGCUUUUAUGCUUUUUGGUCAGUAGGGUUUUACCCCAUAAAAGCACAUUAAACCAUGCGUAUAAUCCAUUAAUGAAUAGCUUAAUAUAUAACAACCUGUGCACUUAUCCGUCAGUAAUCGCCAUGUUUGGAUUGUCUUUUCAAAAAAGUUUUGUCUUAAUUUUACAAGGUUUUUAUCAAUAUUAAGAUCGACAUUAUUGUAUGAAGUAAAUAUUGUGUAAAUAUACUGUAGACAAACAAGAUAACUCACUCAGGGAAGAAACUGUGCAUGCUUACUACAGCUAGAACAGAUGUAUUAUAAACGUGCAUGGGUGUAUUUGUCAGACUGAAUCAACUUGCUUUUCACUUAAACUGUGCAGAUAAUAAAUGAAAAUACAGAGAUGUAUUGCAGUCAGUUAUUCACUCAUUUAUGGAUUCUUAAAUAU